AUGCUGUGGGUAGACGCUAUUUGCAUCGACCAGGGGAAUAUCGCCGAAAAGAAUACACAGGUGUCACUCAUGUCAACAAUCUACUCUCAUGCAGCUGUCCUAGUCUGGCUUGGGACAGGGAACCAAUCUACCGACCAAGUCAUGGAUUUGAGACAGGAGUUGGCCGUUCGAGAUGUAGCUAUCCCGGCUGCCCAACAUUACAAAGACAUGUCGGAUUCAUUACAGCAGAUGAAGAUUCAUUUGGCCUCACGUUCACUCUUUGAUGUAAUAAUGGGCAUGUCCAACAUCCUUUUUGUCCUGGUUCCGGAGAACGUGGAUCCUUCACGAGUUAACCCUGCCUAG
Molecule: messenger RNA, 342 nt
Organism: Podospora pseudocomata
Lineage: Eukaryota; Fungi; Ascomycota; Sordariomycetes; Sordariales; Podosporaceae
Exons: 1
Coding region: 1-342 (113 amino acids)
Source: RefSeq, a predicted model, not a curated record